AUGUAUCUUGGAUGGACAAAUGAUCUCCCAGCCGUGGUUUUCUGCGAGAGACCACGCAACAUAACCUCAUAUGUAGACUUCCCACAAUUCAUCCCACCAGAAUCGGACCUCACUGAAACAUCAUUUUUUCCAUUUGCAAAAGAAUUCAUGUAUUUUGAACCUGGUAUGUCUUUGACAAUGGAUUGUUUCAAGAAAGAAAAAUGGCUGCAAACAACUCCCACAGACCCAAACGAAGUACAAGAAUGGCAAAUAUUGAAAAAAGCAUGUAAUACAAUGCGCACCAACGUCACACGCUUCAAUAAUCUGCGUUAUACAUGCACAGAUAUAAUGAGGAAAUGUUACUGGAAGAACGUAGAGUUUAAUUGUUGUUCUCACUUUCAACCAAUGCAAACGAUUUAUGGCCGGUGCUACGCUAUCAAUUCCAUGACCACCAAAAGCACACCGUUUGUUUUGACAGCGAAAUCUUCUGAAAUGUUAACGUUGAGCGUCCAUUUUAAAGUCGACAGUGAAUGGAUUCACACUUUUGUCAUCAGUCGUGAAGAAAACAUAGCGUACAGCCAAUCAAAAGUGUUUGAAACUCCGUUUAUAGGCUCAUUUCAAACCGGAGAUGUUUACAUCAAGUUCAAGAAUACUAUCAAUGAUAAAAACAUGCGUAGUAUCCCGCUGAACAUCCGCAAAUGCCGAUUUCCAGAGGAAAACAUACUGCGCAUGUCUCGUGUAUACAGCUACACCGCAUGUAUUGUUGAAAACAUGGCUCGACUGCAGUUAGAAAUAUGCAACUGCACACAAUACUUUUUACCAGCACGCGCAGAUGCUGCUAAGUUCUGCUCCAACCUAGAUCAAAUCCAUUGCCUUGUUAAAAACAACCGAGAAAUACUAAUCGGAGCUGCAAACAGUAACUGCAUGAUUUCUUGCGUGGAAAAUGUGAUUACCUACGUUGGUAAAUCAACAUCUAAUUCAUCUGCUGAACUGGAUUCAAACGAAUACGAAACAAUUCUUAAUUUUCAUUUCUACCCGUCAAAGAUGCGAUAUUAUCGACGUGUGAUGCGUGAUUUGGUCGAUUUGAUCGUUAAUGUUGGUGGCAUUGGAUCACUGUUUUUCGGCGCUAGUAUCAUUACAAUCAUCGAAGUUAUUUACUACAUGUGCAUUAAUCCUUGGAUUAGACAAAAUAUGCAAGUAGAAGUCGAAGAAAACUCAAAUACGACCCAACUUGAUGAUAUUCAGUCAACUACAGUUUCCUACAGUGAUAUUUUAGCGAAAAUUCGACGUAGAAAUGUUGUAGUUCCCUAUGUGAAUUGA
Messenger RNA from Dalotia coriaria, 1299 nucleotides. RefSeq names its product acid-sensing ion channel 2-like. Gene Ontology annotation, cellular component: plasma membrane. The record is from RefSeq and is a predicted model, not a curated record. Gene Ontology annotation, biological process: sodium ion transmembrane transport. Bases 1 to 1299 code for a protein of 432 amino acids. Gene Ontology annotation, molecular function: ligand-gated sodium channel activity. NCBI's taxonomy places the organism in Eukaryota, Metazoa, Arthropoda, Insecta, Coleoptera, Staphylinidae. The transcript has 4 exons.